ACGCAAGACAACUCUGUGAUAUUAAAUCACGUGGUUACUUUGAAUUUUGUAGGAAAUUCAUUUGAAAGUAAUUUAAUUAAUUUCCUAAAAUUGAUCUGUUAAAUACAAGGUAUCACUGGUUUUUGAUAUUAAUUUUCUUCUUUUAAACUUCACUUAAAAAAUGGAAGAUAGAGAAAAAUCAUUCAUGGACGAAAUUGUGGAUGUUUUGAUUGAAAUCAUAUUCAACUGUUGAGUUCUAAGAAUGAUAACCACGGCUUUUGAUGACAUCAUUUUGUCAUAGUUCCCCUCUUUCUUGAAGUUGAAUCACACAGGUUGCAUCUGGACAUAGUCAUCGCGAAUUUGUAGGAUGGCCAGCUCAAAUUCUCCUACUGACAAAGCCAUAGCUCAGGAAAGUUCAAUAAAUGAUUCAUAUCUUGCUCCUGAAGCAAGAUUUGAGUGUCCUAUUUGCCUAGCUUGGUUGAGAGAUCCUCUGUUAACAUCUUGUGGACAUAGGUUCUGUAGAAGAUGUAUAGAAUCUUGGUUACAGCGUGAGAAUCCAUGUUGUCCUGUAGAUAAUAUGACGCUUACAAAAGAUGAUAUUUUUCCUGAUAAUUUCACAAGAAGAGAGAUUAAUCAGCAAAGAACGAAGUGUCCAAAUAUAUCUAGGGGAUGCUUAGAACAACUAAAUCCCCUGGAUGUGGAAAGUCAUCUUUUAGUUUGUCAAUUCAAAGUGCCUGAACUUCCAGAGAAUGAAAAAUUACGGUGUUCAUAUGUACAUCUGGGAUGUAGUGAAAAAUUUGAAGAUGAAAUUGAGCUAGAUAAUCACCUGAAGCAAGAGAUCCAUAAACAUAUGAAUAUGAUACUGGGUAUUUGUAAUAAACUUACCACCAGUGAGUCUGCAAAUUCUGUAAUAGCCGAAGAAGCAAAAUUUUGGGAUGCCCCUUCAAAAAAUGGCCAGCCUUCUAGCUCUGAUACAGGAAAUAUCCAUGAGUUGCUUAGAGCUCUCUAUGAAAAGCAUGUGAUCUUGGAACAAAAGAGCCGGGAGCAGGAUAUUAUAAUAGCUAAUAUGUCUGAGCAAAUACAAUCUCAAGAAUUGGCUCUUUCUAAAAUAAACCUCAGACAUUGUAAUGGUUGUUACUUGUGGUAUUUCAAUGACUUCAAAAAAAAGCUUGCUUCAAUGAGGAAUGAUAAUAGAAUAAUGCAUUAUAGUCCUGGUUUUUUCACAUCUCCCAAUGGAUACAGGUUAUGUAUCAGGUUGAAUAUAUCCCCUAAUAACCCCAAUACUAUAGCCAUUUUGAUUCAUAUGAUGAAAACGGAGCAUGAUAAUACCUUAGACUGGCCUUUCAGUGGACGAUUAACUAUAAUAUUUAUUCAUCCAAGCGAUGCUUCCAAAAAUAUCAAAGAAACUAUGAUGACUCGUCCUAACUUAGAGGCAUUUCAGAGACCCAUACUUGAAAUGAAUCCAAAGGGAUUCGGAUACACAGAAUUCACUACAAUAGAUGAAUUACUUUCAGAAGGUUUUAUCGAGAAAAAUCAACUUAUCAUCAAAGUGCAAGCUCAACCGGUAUGAAUUUGUGGCAGCUUAAAAAAAAUGAAGUAUGAAUUUGAAUGUACUCAUGAUAACUUUUGAUGGUGACACAUCAUUUGAAUCUCAAUUAAAUUUAAACAUAAAUGUGCGACAUCAAAAUGUUAGUUACUGGAUCAGUAUUAAUCUUACAAAUAUGAAUGAUGCUUCAAACACCAAGCGAUAAAGAUAAAGAAAGCGAAAUUGAAUGAUAGAUUCCUAUAAGGAGUACUAGUUAAUAAUCUGUGCCCCUUAUUAAAUUUAAUGAAAAAUUCAGCCGAAGUGCUCAGAUUUGUUAUUUCAGUUUAUUUAUUUUUAAUUUAUUCCAUUGUAAUGUACUUCUUAAACAAUUCUUUGAUAUUAUUUUGAUAUCAGUAUUGCAUUUAUUGUAUUUAGACAUUAUGUUUACAUUGCAUUUGUUAUUGCUAGAUAUUAUAUCUAAAACUUUUUUUUGUACAAAUUUCGCAUAAACUCAUUUCUUAUUUA
Molecule: messenger RNA, 2029 nt
Organism: Coccinella septempunctata (seven-spotted ladybird)
Lineage: Eukaryota; Metazoa; Arthropoda; Insecta; Coleoptera; Coccinellidae
Gene: Traf6
Product: TNF receptor-associated factor 6
Exons: 6
Coding region: 347-1549 (400 amino acids)
Biological process (GO): regulation of apoptotic process; tumor necrosis factor-mediated signaling pathway; regulation of canonical NF-kappaB signal transduction
Cellular component (GO): plasma membrane signaling receptor complex
Molecular function (GO): protein binding; zinc ion binding; ubiquitin-protein transferase activity
Source: RefSeq, a predicted model, not a curated record